Molecule: messenger RNA, 1725 nt
Organism: Helianthus annuus (common sunflower)
Lineage: Eukaryota; Viridiplantae; Streptophyta; Magnoliopsida; Asterales; Asteraceae
Exons: 3
Coding region: 1-1725 (574 amino acids)
Biological process (GO): telomere maintenance; DNA repair
Molecular function (GO): DNA helicase activity
Source: RefSeq, a predicted model, not a curated record
AUGAUUCACGGACCUUGUGGUGUUGCAAAACCAAAUUGUCCGUGUAUGGUCGAUGGUAACUGUUCGAAGAAUUUUCUUAAGAAGUUCUGUGAUCAGACUACUCUAGAUUCGAAUGGUUAUCUGGUCUAUAGACGUGCCGAUUCAGGUGCUUUUGUUGAGAAAUCUGGUAUUCAGCUUGAUAACAGAAGCGUGGUUCCGUAUAGCAAAACCCUAUUGAGACGUUAUCAGGCACACAUUAACGUCAAAUCGUGUAACCAGGCUGCAUCCAUAAAGUAUUUGUUUAAAUACAUUAACAAAGGACCAGAUAGGGCAGAAUUUGGUUGUGUACAAAAUGCCAAUGAAGGUCAGCGUGAAGAUGGAAAAGAUGAAAUCAAAGUGUAUUACGAUUGUAGACAUCUCUCGGCGUGCGAAGCUUCAUGGCGCAUAUUUGCAUUUGAUGUUCAUUACCGCUAUCCAUCCGUAAUCAGGCUUCCGUUUCAUCUACCAGAUAAACAAAACGUUAUAUACGACCCUGAUGACGAUCUUGAUAGUGUUCUUCAUAAACCAUCUGUUGCUUCUACGAUGUUUUUGGGGUGGAUGGAAAAGAACGAAAAAGAUCCGUUGGUGCGCACCCUUACUUACGUUGAGUUCCCAACUAAAUUUGUUUGGAAGAAGGACGAAAGGGUAUGGGAUAAACGGAUAAUGGGCAAAACCAUUGGUCGAAUUCACUGUGUUAAUCCUUCUAUGGGCGAGGCAUACUUUUUAAGAAUCCUUCUUAAUAAGGUAGUAGGUCCUAAGUCUUUUGAAGAGAUUCGUACUGUGAAUGGACAAGUCUUCCCAACAUUUAGAGAUGCGUGCUACGCUAGAGACCUUUUAGACGAUGACAAGGAGUAUAUAGAAGCUAUCAAAGAGGCUUACUACACAGGUUCAGGAUACUAUCUUUGUAAUCUGUUUACUACAGUGUUGGCGUCUAAUACAUUAUCAAGGCCGGAACAUGUUUGGGAAAACACAUGGGAGUACCUUUCGGAUGGUAUUUUAUACAAUCGCCAAAAGCUUUUGAGGAUCGAAGGUUUGUCUCUUCCAGAAGAACAAAUAAAGAACCUAACGUUGUUGGAAAUUGAGCGUUACUUAUUACGUAACAACUCAAGUUUAAGUCAGUUUUCGUCUAUGCCUCAACCCGACAGUGAGUCAAUAUAUUUAGCAGAUAACCGUUUAAUUGCUGACGAGCUUUGGUACGAUGUAAGCGCUACUGGUGUUGAAUUUCAUAAUAAUUUAAGUAGCCUAACCGAUGAGCAGCGUUUAGUGUUUGAUGGGAUAAUUGAAGCAAUUAAUAAUAAUGCGGGUGGUGUGUUCUUCGUCUAUGGCUACGGAGGAACUGGUAAGAUGUUUCUGUGGAAGACAUUAUCUGCAUCUAUUAGAUGUAAAAGAGAUAUUGUACUAAAUGUUGCAUCAAGUGGAAUCGCAUCUCUUUUAAAGCUCGAUGUGUUUAUUAUACUGGACGAUGACGUUGCUGAUUUAUUAAGGAAAACGAAAUUGAUAAUUUGGGAUGAAGCACCGAUGAAUCAUAAACAUGCGUUUGAAGCACUUGACCGGACAAUGAAAGAUAUCUUCAAAUGUCAGAUGACCUUUGGUGGUAAAGUUAUGGUGUUUGGUGGUGACUUUAGACAGAUACUUCCGGUUGUACCAAAUGGCAGUAGGCGAGAAAUCGUUAAAUGCUUCAAUCACCUCGUCGUAUAUUUGGAGUAG